Molecule: messenger RNA, 1050 nt
Organism: Lodderomyces elongisporus
Lineage: Eukaryota; Fungi; Ascomycota; Pichiomycetes; Serinales; Debaryomycetaceae
Gene: SUA71
Product: transcription factor TFIIB
Exons: 1
Coding region: 1-1050 (349 amino acids)
Biological process (GO): transcription preinitiation complex assembly; transcription initiation at RNA polymerase II promoter; regulation of DNA-templated transcription
Cellular component (GO): nucleus; transcription preinitiation complex
Molecular function (GO): sequence-specific DNA binding; RNA polymerase II general transcription initiation factor activity; TBP-class protein binding
Source: RefSeq, a predicted model, not a curated record
AUGGCUACAACUGCAUCAUCUGCAUCCAAGCUAGAGGCUUCCGAGUAUGUGGGGCCAAAUUUGAAUGUCACAUUGACAUGUCCCGAAUGUAAGAUCUUUCCACCGGACUUGAUUGAACGUUUUAGUGAAGGAGAUAUUGUAUGUGGUAGUUGUGGGUUGGUUUUGAGCGACCGAAUGGUUGAUACUAGGUCAGAAUGGAGAACGUUUAGUAAUGAUGAUCAAAACGGUGACGAUCCUUCUCGUGUCGGAGAUGCCGGCAAUCCUUUAUUGGACACUGAGGAUUUGUCAACUAUGAUUUCAUAUGUGCCCGACAACACUAAAGCUGGCAGGGAACUUACUAGAGCCCAGCAGAAAUCUUUGGUUGACAAGAAAGACAAUGCAUUAGCAGCUGCUUAUGUGAAGAUUUCUCAAAUGUGUGAUGGUUACCAGUUGCCCAAGAUUGUGCAAGAUGGUGCCAAGGAAGUUUACAAGAUGGUUUAUGAAGAAAAGUCAUUGAGAGGUAAAUCUCAGGAGUCUAUUAUGGCCGCUUCCAUUUUCAUUGGAUGCAGAAAAGCCAAAGUGGCUCGACUGUUUAAAGAGAUUUGGGCAUUGACUAAUGUGCCAAAGAAGGAAAUUGGCAAAGUUUUCCGGAUCAUGGAUAGGAUAAUCCAAGAAAACCAUGCAGCUAAUCCACAAACCGCGGCAUACUAUAGCCACGAGAAUAUACAAACUACUCAAACUUCUGCAGAGGAUUUGAUCAGAAGAUUUUGUUCGCACCUUGGUCUUAACACGCAAGUGACAAAUGCAGCCGAGCAUAUUGCGAGAAGAGCUAAGGAAGUUGGUGUCUUGGCAGGAAGAUCACCUACUACCAUCGCCGCAACUGUCAUUUACAUGGCGUGUAUGGUGUUUGGAAUCGAUAUGCCUCCAUCAAAGAUCUCUGAUAAAACAGGUGUUAGUGAUGGUACCAUCAAAACUUCACACAAGUAUUUGUAUGAAGCUAGGGACAAGUUGAUUGAUCCGUACUGGGUCGAGUCAGGCAAGGUGAAGUUGGAAAACGUUUCUAAAUCAUAG